ACUUUCACCUGUUUCCCGUUCUGCGUUCGGUUCACAAGGAAAGUAUAGAAGAAUGGCAACACCAGUGAAAGUUGUGAAGCGUGAUUUCGGUUCAUUUCAUGCCUCAAAUGUACAAGAUUUGAUAAACCUAUCUGAUGAAGAAUACGAACCGCCAGCUUUUCCAAAGGGUCUAGAAAUCCCCAAUUUCAAUUCUGAAAUCGAGUUUGGUGAAAAGUUCCGUGACGAACAUAUGUUGCUAGAGAAAACUUGUACAUUUUUAAACCACGGGGCAUUUGGAGCGGUUCUUAAAGAGACUCUGGAUUACGCACAGAAAUGGCAAAGAUAUACAGAAAAACAGCCGUUAAGGUUUUUUGAUCGGGAGCUCUUGCCUCAUCUGGUUUACGUUACAAGGCGACUGGCGAAGUUUGUUGGUUGUGAGCCUAAAGAUCUUUUGCUGAUUAAUAAUGCCACCACAGCCAUAAAUACGGUUGUUUACAAUAUUCCAAUAGAAAGGGGAGACACGAUAUACUGUCUUAAUACAACUUAUGGUGCCGUUAAAAAAUUGUUGACUUGGACAUGCCAACAAAAAGGUGCAAUUCUUCAACAGGAAACUCUCAGCUUUCCUUUGACUGGAUCCAAUCAGGUAGUCGAGCUUGUGAGAAAAACUUUAAAACGCGGUACAAAGCUGGCAGUGUUUGAUCACAUCCCAAGUAACACCCCUUUUAUACUUCCUGUGGAGGAACUGACUAAAAUUUGUCAACAACGUAAUGUUCCAAUCCUUAUUGAUGGGGCACAUGCACUGGGAUCUCUAGAUCUUCAAUUAAGAAGCUUCUGUCCAGACUAUUACGUUAGCAACUGCCAUAAAUGGUUCUGUUGUCCCAAAGGGAGUGCCUUUUUGUACGUCAAGGAAGAACGACAACAACAUACCAGACCGCUGGUUAUUUCCCAUGGAUUUGGAUCGGGCUUCAACUCAGAAUUCAUUUGGACAGGUUUACAUGACUAUAGUCCCUAUUUGGCUAUUCAUGUUAUGAUAAAUUUCUGGGAGGAAGCUGGCAAAGGAAAGAUUCUUAAUUAUAUGCACCAUCUUUGCAAAGAAGCAUCUGAUGUUUUAAUGAAGAAAUGGGGAACAAAGCUACCUAUACCCGAAGAAUUGUUAGGUUGCAUGUGCCUUGUGCAGCUUCCUCCAGCCAUGUAUGAAGAAUUUCAAGACGUGGAUUAUUCUGUAGCUGAACAGAUUCAGAACACUUUAUAUCAUAAGUAUAGUAUUGAGGUUCCUAUAAAGGCAGUUCAGGGGAAACUAUACGUUAGAGUUUCAACCCACGUAUACAACUUUAUCUCUGAAUAUCUGAAACUUGGAAAUGCAAUACUUGAAAUAAAAUCAUCUUGAAAAUUAA
This is a messenger RNA of Saccostrea echinata, 1373 nucleotides long. RefSeq lists its product as uncharacterized. The transcript is spliced from 12 exons. Bases 53 to 1366 code for a protein of 437 amino acids. NCBI's taxonomy places the organism in Eukaryota, Metazoa, Mollusca, Bivalvia, Ostreida, Ostreidae. The record is from RefSeq and is a predicted model, not a curated record.